Molecule: messenger RNA, 2389 nt
Organism: Sipha flava (yellow sugarcane aphid)
Lineage: Eukaryota; Metazoa; Arthropoda; Insecta; Hemiptera; Aphididae
Gene: Ddx1
Product: ATP-dependent RNA helicase Ddx1
Exons: 2
Coding region: 149-2320 (723 amino acids)
Molecular function (GO): protein binding; RNA helicase activity; ATP binding
Source: RefSeq, a predicted model, not a curated record
GAUUGCAGUUAAUGAACAAAACAAAAAAUAAAUAAAAAUUUAGAACAUUUUCAAAUAAAUUGCUAUAGCUUACAUUUUAUCAUUUAUUUUGUUUGCUUGUCAUCUCAACUGUCUUAAUAAAUACUGAAUAAUUAUUAAACCAGUUCGAAUGGCUGCAUUUGAAGAAAUGGGUGUUUUACCUGAAAUUGGCAAAGCUAUUGAAGAAAUGGACUGGUUACUACCAACUGAUGUUCAAGCUGAAGCAAUACCCUUAAUACUGGGUGGCGGUGAUGUGUUAAUGGCUGCAGAAACUGGUAGUGGAAAAACAGGAGCAUUUUGUUUGCCAGUCAUUCAAAUUGUUUGGGAGACUCUUAAGCAAUCUGGUAAACAGAGCGGAGUUUCAAUCAAAACCUCUAGUGAAUCUGAUCCAUGGGCUUUAAGUAUGUGGGAUCGUUCAUCAGCUACAGCAAUAACACCUGAUGGUAAAAAAUGUCAAUCAAGAGAUAUAAAAACUUGGCAUGGUUGUAGAGCUACCAAAGGUGUAAAAAAUUCAGGGAAAUAUUAUUUUGAAGCUACUGUCACAGAUGAAGGGUUGUGUCGAGUUGGUUGGUCAACACCUGGAGCUGUAUUAGAUUUGGGUACUGAUAAAUUUGGUUUUGGUUUUGGUGGUACUGGAAAAAAAUCAAAUAAUAAACAAUUUGAUAGUUAUGGGGAAUGUUUUGGAUUACAUGAUACAAUAGGUUGCUGGUUAGAUUUAGACAAUUUGACUAUUGGAUUCAGUAAAAAUGGUAAUUAUCUUGGUGAUGCAUUUAAAAUACCUGGGAAUUUAAAAACUUCUGCAUUUUAUCCAGCUGUGGUCUUGAAAAAUGCCGAAAUGGUAUUUAAUUUUGGAGAUUCUGCAUUCAAAUUUGAGAUUCCUAAGGAUUUUUCUGCUGUAAGUAAGGCAUCCAUUAAUCAGAUUGAACUUUCUCAAUGUAAUGCUCCAAAAACAGAUUCAAACAUAAAAAAAGCUAAUAAUGCUCCAUAUGCAAUAAUUAUUGAACCUUCCAGAGAACUAGCCGAACAAACUUUUAAUCAGAUUAAAAAAUUUAAAAAGUACAUAAAAGAACCACAUAUCAAAGAUUUAUUAGUAGUUGGUGGUUUUAGUAUUAAAGAUCAAAUUCUUGCUUUAUCAUCAGGUGUUGAUAUAAUAGUUGCUACACCAGGCCGCUUAGAAGAUCUUAUAUCUGGUGGCCAUUUAUCUUUGUCUCAGUGUAGAUUCUAUAUAUUGGAUGAAGCAGAUGGAUUAUUAAAACAGCGUUAUACAAAAUUAAUUGAUAGUCUACACGAAAAGAUGCCAAAAAUUUCAAAUGAUGGUAAAAGACUUCAAAUGAUUGUUUGCUCUGCCACGCUCCAUGAUUUUGAAGUAAAAAAAUUAGCAUCACGUCUCAUGCAUUUUCCAACUUGGGUAGAUCUUAAAGGUGAAGAUUCUGUCCCAGAGACUGUACAUCAUGUAGUAGUGACUGUAGAUUCCCAAAAAGAUACAUCAUGGACAUCUUUGAAAACUCCCAUUCCUACAGAUGGUGUACAUGAUAAAGAUAAUGUAAGAGCACUAAAUACAUCUGAAGCUUUAUCUCAAGGAAUAAAGCUUUUAAAAGGUGAAUAUUGUGUUAGAGCUAUUAACAAAUACAAAAUGGAUAAAGCUAUCAUAUUUUGCCGUACUAAACUUGACUGUGAUAAUUUAGAAAAAUAUUUUAAGCAACUUGGAUCCUAUUAUACUUGCUGUACUCUUCAUGGAUCAAGAAAUGUUAAUGAUCGUAGAAUGAAUUUAGAAAAGUUUAAAAAUGGUGAAAUUAAAUUUUUAAUUUGUACUGAUGUUGCAGCUCGUGGUAUUGAUGUAAAUGGAUUACCCUUUAUGAUUAAUAUGACAUUACCUGAUGAUAAAACAAACUAUGUACAUAGAAUUGGCCGUGUUGGCCGUGCAGAACGAAUGGGCUUGGCUAUUUCAUUUGUGGCGUCUAUACCAGAAAAAGUAUGGUAUCAUGGUGAAUGGUGUCCAUCUCGAGGGCAAAGAUGUUCAAAUACUGCAUUAACUACUAAUAAAGGUUGUUGCAUUUGGUAUAAUGAACCCCAAUACUUGGGUGAAAUUGAAGAUCACUUGAACAUAACAAUACAACAAGUUGGACCAGAAAUAAAUAUUCCUAUGAAUGAAUUUGAUGGAAAAGUUGUAUAUGGCAAAAAAAAAGCAAAUAAUGGACCAACAUAUAAUAAUCAUUAUGAUCAACUAUUAUCUACAAUUAAUGAACUUACAAAAUUAGAGACUAAGGCUCAGUAUAUAUAUUUGCACAUGAUUAAUAAUUAGCUGUAUCAUUUUGUACAAAAUACUAGUACUUUUUAAAAAUAAAAAUAAACAUGGUUUUCAUAUUUAACA